AUGCCCGUCGAGCCCGAGACGUCGCAGGCCCCCAAGGGCGCUCCCAAGAGCACCUUUGUCGACACCUUUGAGAGCCAGCCUGGCACUCCAGGUGAGAGGACCGGCCACCUCUUCCCCACCAUCCAGCGCAUCCGCAACAGCAUGUCUGGCGAGGCUACCGGCCCCCUCAAGAAGCUCAUGGUCGCCAACCGCGGCGAGAUUGCCAUCCGAAUCUUCCGUACCGCCCACGAGCUCGCCAUGACCACCGUCGCCCUCUACAGUUACGAGGACAGGAUGAGCGCCCACCGCUACAAGGCCGACGAGGCCUACCAGGUCGGCGCUGGCCUCAACCCCGUCUCGGCUUACCUCGCCAUCGACGACAUCAUCCGCGUCGCCCUCGAGCACAAGGUCGACAUGAUCCACCCAGGCUACGGUUUCCUCUCCGAGAACCCCAACUUUGCCAAGAAGGUCGAGGAGGCCGGCAUCGCCUUUAUCGGCCCUCGUCCCGAGACCAUCGACGGUCUGGGUGACAAGACCAAGGCACGUGACCUCGCCCGCAAGGCCAACGUGCCCAUCGUCCCCGGUACCCCUGGUCCUAUCGCCAGCUACGAAGAGGCGAAGCCUUUCGUCGAGGAGGUCGGCUUCCCCGUCAUCAUCAAGGCCGCCAUGGGCGGAGGCGGACGAGGCAUGCGAGUCGUCCGAAAGAUGGAGGACUUCAAGGAGUCGUUCGAGCGUGCUGUUUCCGAGGCCAGGUCCGCCUUCGGCGACCCCACCGUCUUCAUCGAGCGCUUCCUCGACCGACCCCGUCACAUUGAGGUACAGCUGCUCGCCGAUGGCGAAGGCAACGUCGUCCACCUCUUCGAGCGAGACUGCUCCGUCCAGCGUCGUCACCAGAAGGUCGUCGAGGUCGCUCCUGCUCCUAACCUUCGCGACGACGUGCGCCAGGCCAUCCUCAGCGAUGCCGUGCGCCUCGCCAAGACCGCCAACUACCGCAACGCCGGUACUGCCGAGUUCCUCGUCGACCAGCAGAACCGCUACUACUUUAUCGAGAUCAACCCUCGUCUGCAGGUCGAGCACACCAUCACCGAGGAGAUCACCGGUAUCGACAUUGUCGGCGCCCAGAUCCAGAUCGCUGCUGGCGCCACCCUGGCCGACCUCGGUCUGAGCCAGGAGAGCAUCCAGAAGCGCGGCUCCGCCAUCCAGUGCCGUAUCACCACGGAAGACCCGGCCGCCAACUUCCAGCCCGACACGGGCAGGAUCGAGGUAUACAGAUCGGCCGGUGGUAACGGUGUGCGUCUCGACGCCGGCUCCGGCUUUGCAGGUGCCCAGAUCACGCCGCACUACGAUUCGCUCCUCGUCAAGGUCAGCUGCCGAGGUGCCACCUACGAGGUGGCACGAAGGAAGAUGCUCCGAUCCCUCGUCGAGUUCCGUAUCCGCGGUGUCAAGACCAACAUUCCCUUCCUCUUCCGUCUGCUGACCCACGAGGCCUUUGCCACGGCCAGCACGUGGACCACCAUGAUCGACGACACCCCCGAGCUCUUCAACCUCGUCCAGACCAAGAACCGUGCCCAGAAGCUGCUGGCCUACCUCGGUGACGUUGCCGUCAACGGAAGCUCCAUCGCUGGUCAGGUGGGCGAGCCCGGUCUCAAGGACGAGAUCCAGAUCCCGACCUUCACGGACCCCAAGGACCCCACCAAGACGCUCGACACCACCAAGCCAUGCUCCGAGGGCUGGAGGAACAUUAUUGUCAACGAGGGCCCCGAGGCCUUCGCCAAGGCUGUGCGUGCGUACAAGGGUACCCUCAUCAUGGACACGACCUGGCGAGAUGCGCACCAGAGUCUCUUCGCCACUCGUCUGCGAACGAUCGACAUGGUCAACAUUGCCAAGGAGACGAGCUACGUGCUCAAGAACGCCUUCUCGCUCGAGUGCUGGGGUGGUGCGACGUUCGACGUGGCCAUGCGCUUCCUGUACGAGGACCCUUGGGAGCGUCUGCGCAAGAUCCGCAAGCUCGUGCCCAACAUCCCGCUCCAGGCGCUCGUGCGCGGUGCCAACGCCGUCGGCUACACCGCCUACCCAGACAACGCCAUCUACGAGUUCAGCAAGAAGGCAGUCGAGUGCGGUCUGGACAUCUUCCGUGUCUUUGACUCGCUCAACUCGCUCGACUCGCUCAAGCUCGGCAUCGACGCCGCCAAGAAGGCGGGCGGUGUGGCCGAGGGCACCAUCUGCUACACGGGUGACGUGGCCAACCCGAGCAAGCACCCCAAGUACACGCUCGAGUACUACCUCAACCUCACCGACGAGCUCGUAAAGACCGGCAUCCACGUCCUCGGUAUCAAGGACAUGGCUGGUCUGCUCAAGCCCACCGCCGCCCGCAUGCUCAUCGGCGCCAUCAGGGAGAGGUAUCCGGACCUGCCCAUCCACGUGCACUCGCACGACACCGCCGGUAUCGCUCUCUCGAGCAUGCUCGCCUGUGCCGAGGCCGGCGCCGAUGUGGUGGACGUUGCCAUCGACAGCAUGAGCGGUCUCACCUCGCAGCCCUCGAUGGGUGCACUCGUCAGUGCGCUCGAGCAGACCGGCCUCGGCGCCGGCAUCCGCCACGAGGACAUCCAGAACCUCAACCUCUACUGGAGCCAGGUUCGUCAGCUCUACCAGUGCUUCGAGGCCAACGUCAAGGCGUCCGACUCGUCCGUCUUCGACCACGAGAUGCCCGGUGGCCAGUACACCAACCUCAUGUUCCAGUCGCAGCAGCUCGGUCUCGGCACCCAGUGGAAGGAGAUCAAGACCGCCUACAUCCAGGCCAACAAGCUCUGCGGCGACAUUGUCAAGGUGACUCCCUCGUCCAAGGUGGUCGGCGACUUUGCGCAGUUCAUGGUGGCCAACAAGCUCAGCGCCAAGGAUGUCGAGGAGCGCGCCGACAAGCUCGACUUCCCCAGCUCGGUCAUCGAGUACUUCCAGGGCUACCUCGGCACGCCCCCCGGUGGCUUCCCCGAGGAGCUGCGCAGCAAGAUCAUCCGCGACAAGAAGCGCGUCGAUGGCCGUCCCGGUGCGACCAUGGAGCCGAUCGACUUUGCCCAGGUCCGCAAGGACCUGACCGCCAAGUACGGCCGCUCGAUGAGCGCGACGGACGCCAUCAGCUACGUCAUGUACCCCAAGGUCUUUGAGGAGUUCCAGUCGUUCCUGGACCAGUAUGGCGACCUCAGCAACCUGCCCACUCGCUACUUCCUCGGCAAGGCGCACCCGGGCGAGGAGCUGCACGCCUACAUCGACCGCGGAAAGCUGCUCAUCGUCAAGCUGCUCGCCGUCGGUGCGCUCAACACCAACAACGGCACGCGCGAGGUCUUCUUUGAGCUCAACGCCGAGCCGCGUGCGCUCACCAUCGAGGACCGCAGCGCCGCCGUCGAGACCGUCACGCGCCCCAAGGCCACCUCGGACCCUGGCAGCGUCGGCUCGCCGCUUGCCGGUGUCGUUGUCGAGAUCCGCGCCAAGGAGGGCCAUGCGGUCAAGGCCGGAGACCCGCUCUUCAUCAUGAGCGCCAUGAAGAUGGAGACCGUCGUCUCGGCGCCCGUCGGCGGUCACGUCAAGAAGGUCUACGUCGAAGGCAACGACUCGGUCUCGCAAGGCGACCUGCUUUGCGAACUCGAGCACUAG
Moesziomyces antarcticus is the source of this 3627-nucleotide messenger RNA. RefSeq names its product pyruvate carboxylase. The record is from RefSeq and is a predicted model, not a curated record. Gene Ontology annotation, molecular function: ATP binding; pyruvate carboxylase activity; metal ion binding. The coding region runs from base 1 to 3627 and encodes 1208 amino acids. Gene Ontology annotation, cellular component: cytoplasm. The transcript has a single exon. Lineage: Eukaryota; Fungi; Basidiomycota; Ustilaginomycetes; Ustilaginales; Ustilaginaceae. Gene Ontology annotation, biological process: gluconeogenesis; pyruvate metabolic process.